GCUGUACUUCGACUCUAGUCUUAGCACUGACAGCUCAUGCUACCAAAGAGAGAUCUCAAAGCAGGCAGUCGCGGUCCAUUAUGUAUCUUGCUCUUGGAAGGAAUCCACUUUGCAUCACGACCAAGAAACUAACAGAACGCAGUGGCAUGUCCAUGCAUACGACAAUCCAAAGCUGCGGCGAAUCAUCCGUGAUCACGUAUACGCGAAGUACCUCCUUUACCGCCCUAAUCCUCUGUUGUUCCCGUAGCUUAAGAGCGCCUCAUCAUGGACCACGUCAAUCACAAUGGUACCGUUGCAGGCCCAUACGCGUUGACGUAUUCGAACUACCAAAGAAUCUCGGGCGGAAUACAUGUCGGAACACGACGAGUUCCGGGUACAGAACAGUUGGCUAUUCUUGUUCGCAUCUGGAUCGCUCUUGCGCCAAAACACGAGGCGCAGAUCACCACCGACGCAUUAAUUAGAUUUGCCUCAGGUAUAUCAACUACAUCCAAAUCUCUGGUUCU
Molecule: messenger RNA, 503 nt
Organism: Paraphaeosphaeria sporulosa
Lineage: Eukaryota; Fungi; Ascomycota; Dothideomycetes; Pleosporales; Didymosphaeriaceae
Exons: 2
Coding region: 81-461 (126 amino acids)
Source: RefSeq, a predicted model, not a curated record